AUGCCUUGGUGGGGCCCACAGCUCCUGCUGCUCCUUGCUGAGACUACGGCGCGCGAGAGCCGCCACUGGGUUGUGGAUGCUCGCGGCAAUCUCCUUCCAGAGGCCCGGAAACCUGCAGCGGAGCUGUCGCUUGUCAACGUCUCUUUGGUUCGCCGCGAUGCCGCGCCCGGAACCAGCUUGUCCUUUGGUGCGUGGCCGUGGUAUCCUCAGGACCACCAGGAGCUGGCUCAGCUGGAGCAGAGGGCAGCGCCCAAGCCGGGCAACCACAGCAGCCCCGGCAACGAGUCUGCCGAGUCCCUGCACCGGGCGAAGGAGGAGCGCGAGUCCAUGAGCACGUUGACCUACGUCUUCUUUCCGGCAGCAUUGGUUUUGGCGGUGCUGUUCGAGGCUGUGCAUUUUCCCUGGGCGGAGGUUGACUGGUCCCUCCCCCUGGACCGCAGCGACGGCUUAGAAGGCUCGGAAAAAGUCGACAGCUCUUUUGCCGGCCUGACAGUGCUACUGGCUCGCCGCGGAUGGGGGCUUGCGCGGAUCUACUUUUUUGGCGCUGGCCGUGUCAAGGGCCGCUGCUACCUCGGCCUCCUCGUCGCCAUCCACUUGCUGGGCAUGUACCUGGACCUGGCCAUGUUCGACUUCCAACAGAGGUAUUGGAAUCUGUAUCAGCAGCCGAGCCUGCCUCUGUUCUUCGAGUUGAUCCGAAAUUGGUUCAUACUGCACAUCGCCCGCAUGAUUACAUACGUCUACGAGUUCUACGUGGAGGACAUGUUCUUCUUGCAUUGGCGAGACCACCUGACCAGAUACUUUGAGGCGAUCUGGGUCCCGAGCACCUACGUCUUCAAGAUGCAGGAAGGAAGCAAGUUCGACAACCCAGAUCAACGCAUUCACGUCGACAUCGCAAGCUUCAUCACGCAAAGCUACUCCCUGACCUUUGGCGUCAUGAAGGUGCUGGUGAACCUUGGGAUGUACACCUACAUGCUGGCGACCAUCACGCCUGCCUCCAUGCACUGGGCCUCUUUGGUUGGGACGGCGCUUCUGUACUCCCUGGUGGGCUCCUGCGUCAUGCACUUUGUUGGCUCCGAGCUGGCGCACUUCAGCUGGCUGGGCGAGAGGCUCGGCGGCGACUUCCGCGGGGAGCUGCGGAGGGUCUACGAUCAGAGUGAAACCGUGGCGAGUAUCCGGUCGGAGGAGGCCGAGCUCCAGCGCUUGCAGCACCGCUUUGAGCGCAUCAAGCUCAACACCUGGCUCUCCAUGCUGCUGGAGAAGAGGCUCAGCCUCUUCCAGAAGUGGUACGGCCCACUGCGCGAGGUGCUCUUCAUGUGCAUCCUGGCGCCCUUCUUCAUCCGGGGCGAGGUAAGCCUCGGCAGGCUGAAGCAGUGUGAGACAGCCCUGGACAGGAUCAGCGAUGCUCUGAGCUUCCUGGUCGACAACUACUCCAAGCUGUCAAGUUAUCGGGCGACUGUAGACCGUCUCCACAACUUCCGUGGCAGCUGCUUGACCUACCUCUCCCCCCAGAAGCUGGCCGAGGAGGACGAGACGAAGGGUGCUCUGGAUGCCGACGUCAUCGAGCGCUUGGCGGCCCGGGGAAUUCCGCCUACCUGGCCCCGGCUGUUGGGCGGCAUGGAGUUCAAGGAAGCGCCCGUGCUCCCCCCACCGCGCGCAGCUCGCGCGUCGGCCCUCUGCCUGCAUGCGGAGGGCCUCCGGCUGCCCUCCGGAAGGGCCCUCUUUGGGGAAGUGCACCUCGAGGUGGCUCCAGGUGAGAUGGUCCUUGUUUGCGGAGAGGAGGGCUCAGGCAAGUCCACCAUCCUCAAGGCUCUCGCCGGCAUGUGGCCAUACAUGGACCCUCGAGAUGGGACAGUGAGUCAGGAAGAUGUGGUGCUGCUUCCCCAGAAGCCACGCUUGCCCAUGCCCAUGUCUCUACACGAAGCCGUCGCCUUCCCCCAUGGAGCCGACCGCUACACCGAAGAGGCGGUUCGGGCCGCACUGGAGCGUGUGGGACUGGCAGAGCUGCUGACGAAAGGUCUCGCUACGCAGCUGGAUGUGAACAGCACCCUGUCCGGUGGAGAGUUCCAGCGGCUGCUUGUGGCCCACUGCCUGCUUGCUAGACCCUCCUGGGUGCUGCUGGAUGAGUCCAUGGCCCACAUGUCUGCUGCCAGCCGCGCGGAGCUCUAUGAGCUUCUUGCAGACCAGCUGGUCAAAGGCGGCACCGGGGUUGUCAGCACAUGCCAUAACCAUCAAGAGCUCGCCUGCUUCCACGACCGCUUCUACCGCGUCGAG
Symbiodinium natans is the source of this 2271-nucleotide messenger RNA. The record is from the annotation of a GenBank genome assembly. NCBI's taxonomy places the organism in Eukaryota, Dinophyceae, Suessiales, Symbiodiniaceae.